Conger conger (European conger) is the source of this 2745-nucleotide messenger RNA. RefSeq names its product methylsterol monooxygenase 1 (gene msmo1). The record is from RefSeq and is a predicted model, not a curated record. NCBI's taxonomy places the organism in Eukaryota, Metazoa, Chordata, Actinopteri, Anguilliformes, Congridae. The transcript is spliced from 6 exons. The coding region runs from base 19 to 975 and encodes 318 amino acids. Gene Ontology annotation, molecular function: C-4 methylsterol oxidase activity; iron ion binding. Gene Ontology annotation, biological process: sterol biosynthetic process.
CCGUUGUGUCGACUGUACAUGUCCAGCAUAGGACGCCGGUGUACGGUACAGGUAGACUUCUCUCUGCUAAGGAGGCCUGUCGGCGUAAUCAGAGCCGCGAUGGAGAUGAACCACACAGCUGAUAUCCUGGGCUCGGCCUACCUGGCGGUGGAGUACGUGGACUCCCUGCUACCAGCCAACCCACUGCAGGAGCCCCUGAAAACCGCAUGGGACUACAUGCUGAACAACUACACCAAGUUCCAGAUCGCCACCUGGGGCUCGCUCUUCGUCCACGAGUUCAUCUACAUCCUCUUCUGUCUCCCCGGGUUCAUCUUCCAGUUCCUGCCCUUCAUGCAGAAGUACAAGAUACAGCAGGACAAACCAGAGACGUGGGAGAAACAGUGGAAGUGCUUUAAGGUGCUGCUCUUCAACCACUUCUGCAUUCAGCUGCCAUUGAUCUGCGGAACAUACCAUUUCACCGAGUUCUUCUCCAUCCCCUACGACUGGGACUCCAUGCCGAGAUGGCCCUACCUGCUGGCCCAGUGCUUUGGCUGUGCGGUGGUGGAAGACGCCUGGCACUACUUCCUGCACAGACUCCUACACCACAGGAGAAUCUACAAAUACAUCCACAAGGUCCACCACGAGUUCACUGCUCCAUUUGGGAUGCAGGCGGAAUACGCGCAUCCGGCGGAAACCCUCAUCCUGGGAGCCGGAUUCUUCAUUGGAAUCAUGAUCUUCUGCAACCAUGUGACCCUGCUGUGGGCCUGGGUCACCAUCCGCCUGCUGGAGACUAUUGACGUGCACAGCGGAUACGACAUCCCGGUGAACCCGCUGCACCUCAUCCCCUUCUACGCCGGAGCCCGUUUCCACGACUUCCACCACAUGAACUUUGUGGGAAACUACUCCUCCACCUUCACCUGGUGGGACAAGCUCCUGGGCACAGACUCGCAGUACAGGAGCUUCCAGCACAAGCAGGAGCUGAAGAAGGAGGAGUAAAGCGCCGGGGAAGCGCCGUGGCUUUCUGCAGUUCGGUUUUUCUUUACCCUCUCUCCUCCGGUUCUGUCCAGUCGGGCCCUGUGAAGUGAACACGGCACAGGAACAAACAGACAAGGCCUCCAUUAAAUCCCUACAUCGCGCUUUGACUUAUAAUUUAGGCAAAUGUUGUUUUUUUUUAAAUAAUUACGCGACGUCACGCCCCGGGUUUGGCGGUAGCUGUAACCGAGAAGCGUGUGGCGAGAGAGAAUGGCGGCUUGCUGUGAGAAAGGCAAAGCGCCCGGCGGUUUAGAUUGAAUGGAGGCUGAAAUCACAGUGGAAUUUAGCGCACGCAUCCAGACCUUUGCAUUCUUAAUUAAUCCCUUUGAAGUGCACCUUCAUUCAUAUGCCUGAUUAACAUCAUUAGUGUUUUAGUUUGGUUCGAGCUGUGUUACAAUGCACUGAUAUCAGUGCAUGUAAAAUAAAUCCAAAUCCUUGUUGGAUUCUACACUAUAAUGACAGUGCUUAUUGCAGAUUUACAAUUGGCAGGGUCCGUGGCUCACUGUUGUAAGGUUAUCAUGCAAGUAGCUGCUACCUUCAUGAGUAGAAACAUUUAUUAGAUUCCCUGGUGAGAUUUCCAUCUGCAUUUAAUUAUACUUCUUCUCCAAUAGAAAUUACCCACAGUGCCUUGCUUUGAAGACAGAUAUCUCUCAUUCUGCAGUGUUCUCAUGUGAUUCACGAAUCACCACUGGAUUUAACGGAACGGAAAUCUGUGCGUACGGGACAUAUUAACGACCAAAUGUGCUUUACAUGAAACACGCUCACUGUAUAUACGUCUUAACACUUUUGUAAAGGGUAAUAAAUUGCAUAUUACACAGCACUUUACAUGUCCUCUGUCAGACUUAAGCACUGUACUACUUCCUUUUUUUUCGCCCAGACAUGUAUUUGUUUUUUAUACCUGAAAUAUCUUGAACAUAAUCUAACAGUAUGCUGCAGAUUGCUGGAACAUGAAUCUGUUUAAAAAUAUGGAGCCUUUUUUGUCUGAUGUCCUUCUUCUUCAUGAUGAAUGUGUAUAAAUGUACCACUGGAUAAAUUAGCAUGGAGAUUGCAUGUUAAAUAAUGUUCCACUGAAAUGCCAUUUUGGUUUGAUAUUAGAAAGUCAUGCAAGUGAAAACCAGCAAAGCUGUAAUGUAAGUUUUUUUCAAGCAUUUGUAUUUUUUCAAUACAAUCAAGAAAAUUGAUUAUUGGCCGUUACUGGACAAAGACUGAAAUUGUUUUGUAUGGGCACUGUGUGCAUCUAUGCUUCUGAAAUGUGAGUGGAAAUGUCAGAGAAAUCAUGUGGGAAAUCUCAUUUGAAAACCCUAUAACACUUUGUGUCUGCCCUGCUCUACAUCUAACCCUUCGAUUUUAGGUUUUUUGGAAUGUUUUGUUUUUUAAAAUUCUAAGUCAAUGUUCUAGAACUCCAUUGCUUUCCAUUACCAGUAGUGAUUGUGACAUUAGCAUUAGAACUUUCAGAUAAGAACAUUCUGAUCUCAUAUUUGUGAUCUUACACCUUAAAGGGUUUACAGGACAGCAGUGUAUGGUGAGCAUCUGCGACAUGUCAAAAUAAGGAAGUGCGAAGCCCCUUUCAUACAAAUGUAGAAUUCAUACCUGUUUGGUUGAUACUUUUGAAGUGACCACACAGUGUGCUACAUAUGUACCACUAUAACACACAUAGAGAAACAUUUUAGAAUCAGGACAAAUCAUUCUUUGUCUUUGCGUUUCAUACAAAUAAAAUUCUAGCUGAAAGAAGAA